AUGAUGUCUUAUAUUUGUAGAGGUUGUGGAGGUAGUGGUCCACAACGUUCAUCAUCAAUAAUGACCAAUAUGUUGUUAGGUCAACAACAUAAUCACAUAUCUAUAAAUAUACAUAGUCGUUUGUUAAACUAUUACAGUACUACAUCAUCAUCAUCUUCAUCUUCAUCAUCGAUCAAUAACAAUACUGCACAAGCCGCAUUGUCUGCAAAGAACAAUGAAUCAUUGGACAACAACAAGAAUACACAAAUGUCUCAACAGCAGAUCAACAGAUUGAAGUUGAAGAUACAGAUGCAGAUGAAGCAACAGCAACAACAACAACAACAACAACAAGCACAAUCACAACCUCAGGUCCAGACUCAAGGUCCACCAAAGACACAGGCUCAACCAAAGACACCGCCACAAUCACAGCCAAAGGAUCAGACCCUAACACAGACGCCGACUCAGACACCGACUCAGACACCGACUCAAUCGCAGACACUUACACAACAACCACAAUCACACAAGAGCAUCAAGCAACAAACGAUGAUGAGACAACAACCUCAUCCAGUUCAUGCACUAUUUGGAAGACUGAGAAAUAGAUGGCCCAUCAAGCUCGAGGGAAAGAAGAUGGCAGAUCACAUCCUCGAAGCCAUUGGCAAUGAGACAAUCAAGUUCAAAAAGAAUACUGGAGUCACACCACAUCUAGUCGUUAUAUACGCUGGCGAGAACUCACAGAUUGAGUCAUACAUCAGACAGAAGAAGAUAUCAUGUGAGCGCGUUGGAUUCCAAUUCACACUGGACAAGUUCUCAUCCAAUAUCCAACAACAACAAUUGAUCAAGAAGAUUGAGUAUCAUUCAGCUGACGAGAACGUCUCUGGAAUCAUCGUUCAACUGCCACUACCCAGUCAUCUCAAUGCACAUACAAUCAUCCAGUCCAUCAAUCCACUCAAGGACGUCGAUGGACUCAACUCAUUGAACAUGGCACAGAUAUUCCUUGGCAAAAAGGCCAUAUUCAUCCCAUGUACACCAGAUGGAAUCAUGGAGAUAUUGAGACAGUAUGACUUCAAGAUUGAGGGAUCCAAUGUCGUGGUCGUUGGUAGGAGUAAUUUGGUUGGCAGGACAAUCGCCACAUUGUUGUCUCAGAAGAACACAAAGAAUCAAUCAAUCCAAGGUGGUGCAUCCGUCACCAUCCUUCACAGAUUCUCCAAGAACAUCAGUCAACAUCUCAAACAUGCCGAUGUCAUUAUUAGUGCAACUGGAUGUGCAGGAUUGAUCAAGAAGGAGGAUGUGAAGGAGGGCGCAGUACUGAUUGAUGUUGGAAUCAGCUUUAUUAGCGAUCAAUCAAAGAAGAGUGGAUAUCGCAUGGUUGGUGAUGUGGACCCAGAGGCCUAUUCAAAGGCCAUGGCCUACACACCAGUGCCAGGCGGUGUCGGACCACUGACCGUCGCCAUGCUGCUCAAGAAUGUUCUGAAAGCAGCACAACUCAACUACAAGAUCAAGAAUAAGGAUGUAUCAUCGAGAGGUGACCUGCAA
Molecule: messenger RNA, 1512 nt
Organism: Acytostelium subglobosum LB1
Lineage: Eukaryota; Evosea; Eumycetozoa; Acytosteliales; Acytosteliaceae
Exons: 4
Biological process (GO): tetrahydrofolate interconversion
Cellular component (GO): cytosol
Molecular function (GO): methylenetetrahydrofolate dehydrogenase (NADP+) activity; methenyltetrahydrofolate cyclohydrolase activity
Source: RefSeq, a predicted model, not a curated record